Molecule: messenger RNA, 621 nt
Organism: Penicillium cosmopolitanum
Lineage: Eukaryota; Fungi; Ascomycota; Eurotiomycetes; Eurotiales; Aspergillaceae
Exons: 1
Coding region: 1-621 (206 amino acids)
Cellular component (GO): membrane
Molecular function (GO): transmembrane transporter activity
Source: RefSeq, a predicted model, not a curated record
AUGGGAUACGACUCUCUUCACGCCCAAGCGCGUUCCGCGCCCCCAUAUCUCGUGGCAUUCGUUGUCGUCCUCCUAACAGCUUACGCCUCGGACCGUGCACGCACACGAAGCCCCUAUCUCAUCGCACACGCCCUCAUCUCCUCCGCUGCGUACCUCGCCAUCGCAAUAACGGGUCACUUCCAAGAUCACAUCUCUCCAGGGCUGAGUAUAUUCAUCCGAUAUGUUUGUGUAUUUCCAGCUACGGCGGGAUUUUUCUCAGCAAUCACAUUAAUCAUCACCUGGUCAAUGGAUAACCGAGUCGAAAAGGAAGGUAAAGGAGCCAGCAUCGCCAUCUUGAAUGUCAUCGGGCAGUGUGGACCAUUACUCGGAACACGAUUGUACCCUGAGUCCGACGGGCCGUGGUAUGUUCGUGGUAUGGCAACUUGCUCAUUUUUCAUGAUUGUCGUCGCCAUCCUGGCCCUCGUGUUGCGGAUCUUGUUACAGAGAGAGAACCGGGCCGUCGCCAAUGAUGAGGACCACGGAACGGUGGAUCCAGGCGAGGAGCGAGAAGAGCUUAUGGGCGGCGGAAGAAGGGAUGAUUUUGAACGAUCUGGUGAUCAAAGACUUGUGUAUAUCAUUUAA